Messenger RNA from Paramormyrops kingsleyae, 963 nucleotides. The record is from RefSeq and is a predicted model, not a curated record. Lineage: Eukaryota; Metazoa; Chordata; Actinopteri; Osteoglossiformes; Mormyridae.
GCAAACUGCAGACUGCGCUUAAAGUUUUCUUUGAGUGCAGAGAAGGGUGGACACAGUGCGGAAAGGAGGGUCUGAAGGGCAGAAAUGGCUUUUCGGAGAAGGAACAAGAGCUACCCAUUCUUCAGUCAAGAAUUUCUCAUUCAGAAUCACGCAGACAUCGUCCUUUGCUUGGUGGUGUUCAUCCUGCUUGGACUGAUGUUUGAGACAACUUCAAAAACGGCCUUCGUCUUUAUACUGCCUCAGUACAACAGCAGUACCUUUACACCAGAGGGGGAGGUGUCAUUAUAUCGCUACGGAUGGAGGGACUGCACCACCACCUUCUUCUACUUCCUCAUUGCUAUCAUCCUCCAUGCGGUGGUUCAGGAGUAUAUCCUUGAUAGAGCAAACCGGCGUCUCCGUCUGUCAAAGAGUAAGAACACAAAGUUUAAUGAGUCAGGCCAGCUGUGUGUAUUUCACCUGCUGUCCUCCGCGUGGACGUUCUACAUCCUGAUCACGGAAGGAUAUCUUCUAAAUAUCAGCAGUCUGUGGGAGAACUACCCUCAUGUUUACCUCAGGUUCCAGGUGAAGUUUUACUACUUGUCCCAGCUGGCGUUCUGGCUCCACGCCUUGCCUGAGCUCUACUUUCAGAAGAUCCGGAAGGAGGAUGUCCCUCGACGGCUACAGUACAUCUCGCUGUACCUGCUGCACAUCCUGAUGGCGUAUCUACUCAACCUGACCCGCGUGGGGCUGCUGCUGAUGUUUCUGCAGCACCUGUCAGAGAUGGGCUUCCACGCCUCCCGCCUCCUCUACCUCACUGAUGAGAGCCACCACAGACUGUUUGACAUGUGGGCAGUGGGCUUCGUCUUCACCCGCAUGGUGACCCUCACCCUGCUCUUCUUGGUGCUGGGUUUUGGGCUGGCGCGGGUGGAGAACCAGAGUCUGGACUGGGAGGCCGGGAACUUCAACACAGUACUGGUUAGGUGA